This is a messenger RNA of Conger conger (European conger), 2332 nucleotides long. Its product is annotated as protein CBFA2T3-like. The record is from RefSeq and is a predicted model, not a curated record. Gene Ontology annotation, biological process: negative regulation of DNA-templated transcription; DNA-templated transcription. Lineage: Eukaryota; Metazoa; Chordata; Actinopteri; Anguilliformes; Congridae. Gene Ontology annotation, molecular function: transcription corepressor activity. Gene Ontology annotation, cellular component: nucleus.
CGCUGGGAGAAUUGGGAAUGAGAUCAUCGCCAUUGUUGAGGAUGGAAAUCUGCGCGGAGAGAAGAGCCGAGUCUUCUUCAUCCUUCUCCUGACCUGGUGAGAGAAGACUGGAGAGACCUGGAAGGGAAGCAAGACUGGAUUUCUUUUUUUUUUUUUUUAAACCCUCAACUUUUUCAGAAAAAAAAAACCUGUUGGAUUAAUCCCGACGGUGCCAGGAAUGGAGAGCAGUCCUUCAGAGGUCCCCCUCAAAAGGGAGAGGAAGUUGGAUUUGGGAAAGGCCGGCUCCGUGACCAAGCUGUCUCUUCAGAGAAUUCCGACCGUCACACUAACCAGUCACAGGAACAUGCUAGAAAGACCCCUACACAGAGCGGUCUCCACCACCCCUCCGGUGACCACCGCUGGCCCACGGAAAGCCCCAAGAGGUAGCACAGAACAGACGGCUGGAACGAUGCCCGAUUCACCCGCUGAUGUGAAGACCCAGCCCAGAUCCACUCCGCCCGCCAUGCCACCUCCGCCCCCUGCCGUCAGCCAGGCAGCCAACCGCAGCGCUUCGUUCACGCCCACCACCAUGCUGAACGGGAGCAGUCACUCUCCCACGGCGCUGAACGGCGCUCCCUCCACGCCCAACGGCUUCAGCAACGGCCCGGCCAUGUCCUCCACCGCCUCGCUGUCCAAUCAGCAGCUGCCCCCGGCCUGCGGAGCCCGCCAGCUCUGCAAGCUCAAGCGCUUCCUCACCACGCUGCAGCAGUUCGGCAACGACAUCUCGCCCGAGAUCGGGGAGCGCGUCCGCAGCCUGGUGCUGGGCCUGGUGAACUCCACUCUGACCAUCGAGGAGUUCCACGGCAAACUCCAGGAGGCCACCAACUUCCCCCUGAGACCGUUCGUCAUUCCCUUCCUCAAGGCGAACCUGCCCCUCCUGCAGAGGGAGCUGUUGCACUGCGCUCGGAUGGCGAAGCAGACCCCGGCGCAGUACCUGGCCCAGCACGAGCAGCUGCUGCUGGACGCCAACGCCAGCUCCCCCCUGGACUCCUCCGAGAUCCUGCUGGAGAUCCACGAGCACGGCAAGAGGAGGACCCCCGACAGGACCAAAGACGGCGGUGUGGAGAGAGACGGGCUCCACCCGGACCACCUGGCCAAGCGGCCGUGCACGGUCAGCCCCAGCCAGCGCUACAGUCCGAGCGGCGGUCUGGCACCCCACCCGCCCCCCAACGGGCUCCCCGCGCACCCCCCGAACGGCCUGGCGCACCCCACGCCCCCCGGCCCACAGCACUACCGCCUGGAGGACAUGGCGCUGGCGCACCACUACAGAGACCCCUACCGCCACGGGGAGCUCCGCGAGACCAGGGACCGCCACCGGCCCGCCGCUGCGCACGGAGCCCGGCAGGAGGAGGUCAUCGAUCACCGCCUGACAGACCGGGAGUGGGCCGAGGAGUGGAAGCACCUGGAUAACCUGCUGAACUGCAUCAUGGACAUGGUGGAGAAGACGCGGCGGUCGCUCACCGUCCUGCGACGCUGCCAGGAGGCCGACCGUGAGGAGAUGAACCACUGGAUCCGCCGCUACAGCGACGUGGAGGAUAUGAAAAAAGGUGGGAGCUCCGCCCAGCGCCCUCCUCCUCCUCCUCCUCCUCCUCACAACUCCUCCUCCAACACCGCUAACAGCACCGAGCCACAGCCGCUAGAGAUUCACCGGGAUUUUCUGCACCGGCCGUCCUCAGGAUACCUGCCCGAGGAGAUCUGGAGGAAGGCCGGUACUACAAGUGUCCCACUCUCGCCGGCACUAAAGCAGCUCCAGACCAAGCAGGAGGAGGCGGUGAACGAGGUGAAGAGACAGGCCCUGUCGGAGCUCCAGAAGGCGGUGACGGACGCCGAGCGGAAGGCCCAUGAGAUGAUCUCGGUGGAGCGGUCCAAGAUGGAGCGGGCGCUGGCCGAGGCCAAACGUCAGGCCUCCGAGGACGCACUGACCGUCAUCAACCAGCAGGAGGACUCCAGCGAGAGCUGCUGGAACUGCGGGCGGAAGGCGAGUGAGACGUGCAGUGGCUGCAACGCGGCGCGGUACUGCGGCUCCUUCUGCCAGCACAAGGACUGGGAGAAGCACCACCACGUGUGCGGCCAGGGCCUGCUCCCGGGGGGCGGCAACGCGCCCUCGUCCUCCUCCUCCUCCUCCUCCUCCUCUUCGUCCUCCGCCCCCCCCACGCACUCGGAGAGCACCCCCCCCGCGCCCCCGUCCCUCCCCAGCAGCACCUCAGGCAGCCCGAAGGAGGCCAGCUCCAGCAGCGCCUCCAGGGCCACCACCCCGGCCACGCCCGCCCUGCUGGACACGGCGUCCCGCUGA